Messenger RNA from Anopheles coluzzii, 3482 nucleotides. RefSeq names its product RING finger protein 10. Bases 766 to 3156 code for a protein of 796 amino acids. Lineage: Eukaryota; Metazoa; Arthropoda; Insecta; Diptera; Culicidae. The transcript has 4 exons. The record is from RefSeq and is a predicted model, not a curated record. Gene Ontology annotation, biological process: positive regulation of transcription by RNA polymerase II. Gene Ontology annotation, molecular function: metal ion binding; transcription cis-regulatory region binding.
GUUGAGUUUGGUACUUCACAUUUUUCGUCGCCAUUUUUGUCGUGGCGGUGCUCGUGCUGUUGUGAAAAGUUUUCAGCAAAUUUUACCCACCACCUGUCGUUCUACACCCAUCGGUGGCUUUAGUAGAUAUUUCGGCAUUCGUGUUUCCAAAUUUGCAUUCUCUCCGUGCCGUCUGCCCUCCCGAAAAGUGCCCUUGGCUGUGUGAGCUCCUACCAUACCAUCCGACACUAUCGCUGCGUAUAUUCGUGUUCGUGCGAAAGGAAGAUAAAAAGAACAAGCAGCAACGAGGCCCCCGGGCGGUCGAAAAAGUCACGGAAAUCGACGUAAGCGUACAACCGCCGUGUAAAAAGUCACAUACACAGACACACCCGUGCCUCCAAAGCGCAUCUCUUGCGAGAGCUGCUUUGCCUCUUCGCUAUACAGCGUCAGCUGUUUACUUGCAUUUCCGUCGUUUUCUCCCACCCACCAGAAGAAGAAGUAUUUCUUCCAGAUUUUUUUGAGGAGUGACCAACAUGGCCUAUUAGAAGAAAAAAACAAUGAUGCCGCAACGUAAGGAACUAGUUUCACUUCCCGUCGCCGCCGCCGCCGCAGCCGUCGUCGUCGCUAGCGUCAGCACCCACCGUCGCAGCUGUUGCGCUGCUACCACCACCACCGCUACCCAUACCCCCGUUCAGGUCCCUCGAGAAGCGAAGGGCUCUGUGUGCGUUAACGAAGAAGCUUUCGAAUUGUCCUACUUGCAAGCUGUAGAGUCAGCCACUUUCCUCCAUGGAGAAGAAUCGCUACACCAGUCAGAAUCUGUCCAAGGGGCAGAUUUCUGAGACGAAGAAAGGUCAAGAUGUUUCUGUUAAGUGGCCCCGACAGUCUAAGCGUCGUGGCGAACAGUCGGAUAGUGCAAAUAAUCAUCGCAACGGUGCAAGCACCGGUAAAGUACCCAACUCAAACAAGAACCGUAAUCAAAGCAACUACAACUACGAUGCUAGGCAACGGUCGCAGCGUGUUGGCCGGCCGGCAGAUCAGCUUGCGCUCAGCGCUGACGGCGGCGACACCGGGACCAGUGCGCUGGCCGAAGAGCAACCGGCCGCUAGCGGAACCGCCGGACUAGUGCCACCGGCACGGCCGAACACGACGCCCACCGGCGCUCGUGGUGAACUACACUCAGUUUUUACACCAGGCUCGAAAAAGCAAAGCCUGAACCACUUGCUGAACUAUCAUUACGCACCGCGCGAACGCGACCAGCCGGUACGUUUCACGCGCACGGGCAACUUGCGCAAGCUGACGAACCAAUCGCACGGCAGCUAUAACAAGGAGCAGUUCCUGCAGGCCAACUGUCAGUUUGUGGUGCGCGCCGGGGAAGACUACGAACCGUUACUAUCCGCACCGGAUCAGCUGGUGGACUGGGGCAAGGUGGAACAGAUCCACGUGCUCAGCUCGGAGGAACCCCAGUGUCCGAUCUGUCUGUAUCCGCCGGUGGCGGCCAAGAUGACCAAAUGUGGCCACGUGUACUGCUGGCCGUGCAUCCUGCACUAUCUGGCACUGUCGGACAAGAGCUGGCGCAAGUGCCCCAUCUGCUACGAAGCGAUCCAUCUGCCGGACCUAAGGUCGGCCGUUUCGAAACCGUUCCACGCGUACGGUACGGGCGAGUACGUAACGCUGCAGCUGAUGCGUCGCGAGAAGGGCACCAUGAAGGUGGUGGAGGUCAGCGAUGAGCUGCCGACGGUGGCGGCCAAUCACCGGGUGUUGAUUCCGCACUUCGACGCGACCGCAGGGAACAGCAUCCUGACGAAGCUGCUGCUAACCGACACCGAGCAGAUGUUGAAAAUUAUGGAGCGCGAGCAGACGGAGCUACAGAAUCAGCUCGUAACGGACGGUGCCGAUGAGCCGGAGAAUAUGUUCGUCCAGCAGGCGCUGGAGCUGCUCGCAGAAAAGCGCACCAAUUUAAAAGCGGCAAAAGCGAUCGUUUUUCCCGUGGCGAUGGAAAAGAUCGUCCGUGGGACGUCCGUCUCGUCGAGUGGAUCGGAAGAGGUCGGCGAGCUGCAACCGCAAGAGAGCGAGGAAGAUAAGGAAGGGUCGGUUGAUGGGUCGGCCUCCGCUGCACCGGGUAGUGGAGAAGGUUCACCGGACUUUGUGAUUGACGAGGAAAGUAAUUUCACCGUCGGGGAUAUCGACAUCGUCCCGACGGCACAGUGUGCGGGCGAGCAUUUUUACUUCUACCAGUCCGUGGACGGGCAGCCACUGUUUCUGCACUCCAUCAACAGCCGCAUGCUGCAGACCAUGUACGGCAGUCUGGACCGUAGCCCGCAUCGCAUCACGGGCCGCGUGGUGCAGAAGGAUUCCUGCUCGAUGGAUGAGAAUUUGCGCCGUCGGUUGAAGUACCUGGAGCAUUUGCCCGUCUGCACGCAGUUCGAUGUGGUUGAGCUGGACUUCGGGCCGGCAUCGGGUGGACUCGUGUCGGAGGAGGUACUGGGUCUGUUCCACGACGAGCUGUCCGUGCGCCAACGCACCCGACAGAAGCGUGCCAAGGCGGAGCAGAAGCGUGAGAAGCAAAUUUUUGAAUUUAACGAACGUCAGCUCGGCAAGGCGAUGGCACGAUCCGCGCGCAUAUCGAUUGAUUCGACCAAACAGUUUCCUUCGUGUGGAUUUUCCGACUCUUACCUGGACGAUCCAUCACCGUUCGGUAGCAGCCCAGUUGCAAGCGACAUCUCGAGCUCUCCUGGCUCCAGCGGGUCCGCGAUGUCAUCCUGGUCAAAAAUGGUGUCCACCCAACCCUCCUCCGGCCAACGUUGGCCCACCCUUGGUGGAGGAGGAGCAGCGACGUCGUCAAACGCUCCACCACCGAAGCUGGUACAGGUCACGGGGAGUCGCAUGACCGCCUCAACCAGUAGCGCUUUCCGCACCGGUUGGCGCAACACAGCAGCAUCGUCCGACAUCGAGGAAGAUGAAACGGACGAAGAGCUCAUUGCUGCCCGUGCACCACGAUUCAACAACAAUCUUGGCCGCGCGAUCGAGGCAGCACUGGAGAAGAAAAUUUCCCACCCAAACCAAUCUAAUGCGGGCGCUGCUACUGCCGCUGCCGGUGCUUCGGGUUCGGGUGCUGCGGGAAAGCGUAAGAAAAAUAAGAAAACUCUUCUCUUCGCCUCGGGCAUGAAUCUUAACUGAUUUGUUUGCCCUCCCUCCCGCCCAGUUGGGUUUAUUUUGUUGCUAUGGCAGUCAAUGUUUCGCUUGUACGCGCGCAUCGUUUUAUUUGUUUUCCCUUUGUUUGUGUGUGUACAGCUAUCCCUCUUGUGUUAAGUUUUCUUCAAUUCAACACAUAUAAAGAAUUAAUUCUUGAUAAUUGGUUAUCACUCCUGUAUGUUAUUUUUCGGUAAAACUUUUGGUAAACGUUCUAAAUGUUUUUUUCUCUUUACAACAAAUAUGUAAUGUGUUAAUGUAUCGUCCUAAUUCGUUUCAAUAAUAAUAGCGAGAGCGAGAGAGAGAGAGAGAGA